AUGAACAAGCCAAGGAACGACGGCUUUACGCUGGUCGUAUACCCGUAUCCAAUCAUGACAUUCGGAAACGACACCAGAUCCAUCUGCAGCUGCGCUGUCUCGUACAAGGGGGGGGGGGGGGGGGGGACGGCUCAUGAGGGCAUUCCUCACAGGCUUCGGCAUGGUGGCAGCCGUUGCAACAUCCGGCCGAGGCCUAGCCACGCCCGAUCAGGUAGGUCAGAAAUGCCUUUCCAUAGGUCGUCGUCCUCCAGGUUCAACCCCCUUCGCGGGACCGCCCUCGACAACGAAACGACGAGAGGUGCGGGUUAA
Messenger RNA from Colletotrichum graminicola M1.001, 309 nucleotides. RefSeq lists its product as uncharacterized. The transcript has a single exon. NCBI's taxonomy places the organism in Eukaryota, Fungi, Ascomycota, Sordariomycetes, Glomerellales, Glomerellaceae. Bases 1 to 309 code for a protein of 102 amino acids. The record is from RefSeq and is a predicted model, not a curated record.